CAGUAAACAACCACCAGAAUCAAAGGCAAGGUCUGAAAUCAAGAACGACAAAUGAUGAUUGUAAGAAGAGGUCCAGAAUCGAAACGAUGAGUAAUAACCAGAAUUGCAAAUUCUUUUUUUGUAGGACCGGAAUUGGAACGACGAAUG
This is a messenger RNA of Racocetra persica, 147 nucleotides long. The record is from the annotation of a GenBank genome assembly. NCBI's taxonomy places the organism in Eukaryota, Fungi, Glomeromycota, Glomeromycetes, Diversisporales, Gigasporaceae.